Boleophthalmus pectinirostris (great blue-spotted mudskipper) is the source of this 4992-nucleotide messenger RNA. RefSeq names its product PDS5 cohesin associated factor B (gene pds5b). Gene Ontology annotation, cellular component: chromatin; nucleus. The transcript is spliced from 35 exons. Gene Ontology annotation, biological process: mitotic sister chromatid cohesion; DNA repair. The record is from RefSeq and is a predicted model, not a curated record. Lineage: Eukaryota; Metazoa; Chordata; Actinopteri; Gobiiformes; Gobiidae. The coding region runs from base 157 to 4329 and encodes 1390 amino acids. Gene Ontology annotation, molecular function: DNA binding.
UGUAGGUGUCGCUGUACCCCCACAAAUGGAUGCUGCCCCUAUGGGCACUGGAGCCACUCAUAUUGGCGCCAUUUUGGAGCAGGAGGGGGAAGAGCUGCAGAAGAGAGGACACGACUGAUCACAGUUCACCGUUACAGGCAGUGAAGAGCUGAGAGGAUGGCUCACUCUAAAGCUCGAGCCGCAGACGGGAAGGUGACCUACCCUCCGGGGGUCAAGGAGAUCUCCGAUAAGAUCUCCAAAGAAGAAAUGGUCCGUCGACUCAAGAUGGUGGUGAAGACCUUCAUGGACAUGGACCAGGACUCGGAGGAGGAGAAGGAGCUGUACCUGAACCUAGCUCUGCACCUUGCCUCAGACUUCUUCCUUAAACACCCCGACAAAGACGUACGUCUGUUGGUGGCCUGCUGUUUGGCCGACAUCUUCAGAAUCUACGCCCCUGAGGCUCCGUACACCUCUCCUGAUAAACUCAAGGACAUUUUCAUGUUCAUCACAAGACAGUUGAAAGGACUGGAGGACACAAAGAGUGCCCAGUUCAACAGAUACUUCUAUCUGCUCGAGAACAUUGCCUGGGUGAAGUCCUACAACAUCUGCUUUGAGCUGGAGGACAGUAACGAGAUCUUCACUCAGCUUUACCGAACGCUCUUCCAGGUCAUCAAUAACGGACACAACCAGAAGGUGCACAUGCACAUGGUGGACCUGAUGAGCUCCAUCAUCUGUGAAGGAGACACUGUGUCCCAGGAGCUGCUCGACACUGUGCUCGUCAACCUGGUCCCAGCGCACAAGAAUCUGAAUAAACAAGCCUACGACUUGGCGAAGGCUCUGCUGAAGAGGACAGCCCAGGCCAUUGAACCAUACAUCACCAAUUUUUUUAACCAGGUGCUGAUGCUGGGGAAGACGUCUGUGAGUGAUUUAUCCGAACAUGUUUUCGACCUCAUUUUGGAGUUGUACAACAUUGACAGUCAUCUGCUCCUGUCUGUGCUGCCACAACUAGAAUUCAAACUCAAGAGUAAUGACAAUGACGAGCGGCUGCAGGUGGUGAAGCUUUUGGCCAAAAUGUUUGGAGCCAAAGACUCUGAGUUGGCAGCGCAGAACAAGCCUCUGUGGCAGUGUUACCUGGGCAGGUUUAAUGAUAUCCAUGUUCCCAUUCGACUGGAGUGUGUGAAGUUUGCCAGUCACUGUCUCAUGAACCACCCAGACCUGGCAAAAGACCUCACAGAAUUCCUCAAGGUCAGGUCACAUGACCCGGAGGAGGCCAUCCGCCACGAUGUCAUUGUCUCUAUAGUAACUGCAGCCAAGAAGGACCUGUCACUGGUCAACGAUGCAUUGCUCAACUUUGUUAAAGAGAGGACUCUGGACAAGAGGUGGCGCGUUCGUAAAGAGGCCAUGAUGGGGCUGGCGUCAAUCUACAGGAAGUACUCUCUGAAUGGAGAGGGAGGGCGAGAGGCGUCCAAGCAGAUCUCUUGGAUAAAAGACAAACUGCUACACAUCUACUACCAGAACAGUAUUGACGACAGGUUAUUGGUGGAGCGAGUCUUUGCUCAGUACAUGGUCCCUCACAACCUGGAGACGACUGAGAGGAUGAAGUGUCUCUAUUACCUUUACGCCACAUUGGACACUAAUGCAGUCAAAGCUUUGAACGAGAUGUGGAAAUGCCAGAAUAUGCUAAGGCACCAUGUAAAAGACCUGCUUGACCUGAUCAAAAAGCCCAAGUCUGAAGCUUCAAGCAAGGCAGUAUUUGCCAAAGUCAUGGUCAUCACAAGGAACUUGCCAGACCCAGGUAAAGCCCAGGACUUUGUGAAGAAAUUGGCCCAGGUUUUGGAUGAUGACGAGCGGAUCAGAGACCAGCUGGAGACCCUGGUCAGUCCCUCCUGCUCCUGCAAACAGGCUGAAAUAUGUGUGAGAGACAUCACGAAAAAGCUCGGCAGCCCCAAACAACCCAGUAACCCCUUCUUGGAGAUGGUCAAGUUCCUGUUGGAGAGAAUCGCACCAGUUCACAUCGACACAGAAUCCAUCAGUGCGUUGAUAAAACAAGUGAACAAGUCUAUAGAAGGCACAGCUGAUGAUGAGGAGGAAGGGGUCCCCACUGAAGAGGCCAUCAGAGCGGGUCUAGAACUGCUCAAGGUGCUGUCUUUCACUCACCCGGUCUCUUUCCACUCUGCGGAGACUUUCGAGUCCCUUUUGGGAUGUCUGAAAAUGGACGACGAGAAAGUGGCUGAGGCCGCGCUACAGAUCUUCAAAAACACAGGCAGCAAGAUGGAAGAGAGCUUCCCCCACAUCAAAUCUGUUUUGCUGCCUGUACUGCAGUCCAAGGCAAAAAGAGGCCCCCCUCGUCAGGCCAAAUAUGCCAUCCACUGCAUCAACGCUAUGUUCACCAAUAGAGACACUCAUUUUGCACAGAUUUUUGAGCCCCUACACAAAGGCCUGGACCCUGCAAACCUAGAGCAGCUGAUCACGCCCCUCACCACUCUGGGACACCUGGCACAGCUCGCCCCGGAGCAGUUUGCUGCACCCCUCAAAUCUCUAGUCGCCAAUUUCAUCGUGAAGGACCUGCUUAUGAAUGACAGGAUCCCAGGCAAAAAGACAACUAAACUCUGGGUACCUGACGAUGAAGUGUCUCCCGAGACUCAAGCAAAGAUCCAGGGCAUAAAGCUGAUGGUGCGAUGGUUAUUGGGAGUGAAGAACAACCAGAGUAAGUCUGGAAACUCCACUCUGAGGAUGCUCACCGCCAUUCUGCACAGUGACGGAGACCUGACAGAGCAGGGCAGGAUGGGGAAACCAGACAUGUCCCGGCUGAGACUUGCCGCAGCCUGUGCUCUGUUAAAACUGGCUCAGGAGCCGUGUUACCAUGAGAUCAUCACUCUGGAGCAGUACCAGCUCUGUGCACUCGUCAUUAAUGAUGAGUGUUACCAGGUGCGACAGUGUUUUGCCCAGAAGCUUCACCGGGGGCUCUGUCGCCUGCGCCUGCCCCUUGAGUACAUGGCCAUUUUCGCCUUAUGUGCCAAGGACCCAGUGAAGGAGAGGAGGGCCCACGCUCGCCAAUGUCUGGUCAAAAAUGUCAACAUCCGCCGGGAGUAUCUCAAACAACAUGCUGCUAUUAGUGACAAGUUGUUUUCUUUGCUGCCCGAAUAUGUUGUGCCCUACACCAUCCACCUUUUGGCUCACGACCCAGAUUAUGUCAAAGUGUCAGACAUUGAGCAGCUCAAAGAAAUUAAAGAGGCUCUAUGGUUCGUGCUUGAGAUUAUAAUGGCCAAAAAUGAGAAUAACAGUCACGCCUUCAUCAGAAAAAUGGUAGAAAACAUAAAACAGACAAAAGAUGCACAGUUGCCCACAGAUGCCAAAACCAAUGAGAAACUGUACACUGUGUGUGAUGUAGCAAUGAACAUUGUUAUGUCUAAGAGCACCACCUACAGUCUGGAGUCACCAAAAGACCCUGUGCUUCCCUCACGCUUCUUCACUAAACCAGAUAAGAACUUUAGCAACACAAAAAAUUACCUUCCUCCGGAGAUGAAGUCCUUCUUUACUCCUGGAAAGCCCAAGUCAGCCAAUGUUUUGGGAGCUGUGAACAAGCCUUUAGCAUCAGCCGGGAAACAGUUGAGUAAAGCCUCUCGAACAGACACUGGUGACGAUGACUCCUCGUCCAACCCAGCGUCCCCGAACCGCGGCAAGUCCAGGCAUGACAGUACGGAAAAUGACCACAGUGAAAAUGAAGAUUAUGGCCUUAACAGUGACAAGGACAUAGAGAAGCCACGUGGUCGUAAACGUGGUGUGACUUCCAGUGACGACACUGACAGUAAACCAAAACGCGGACGUAAAAAAGCAGUAGCUUCAACAACUGAACCUGAAGACCUGUGGGACGAUGACACUAGACCAGAGGAUGAACAGAACAGCCCUCCCAAAAAACGCAGAGGACGGCCCCCCAAGUCUGCCUCGGCCAAUCAGGACUCUCCACCAAAAGGGAAGAGGGGCAGGAAGAAGGCAGCCCCUCCUCCUGAGGAAGAGGAGGAUGAAGAAGAGGAAGAGGAGAGAGAUGAGGAGAUGGAGGAAGAAGAAGAGGAGGAGGAGCGCAGCAGUGAUGUAGAGGUGAAGAGCAGAGGACGUGCUGCAAGAGGCCCCAGGCGGUCACAGGGGUCAGAUUCAGCAGAGUCCACUCCACAGAAGAGAAGAGGACGCCCACCAAAGUCAGCACAGCCUGCGGCAAAGAAGCCAGCGCGUGGUCGGAAAGCAGCAGCAGCUAAAGACGACUCUGAGGAAGAGGAGGAAGACGACGAUGAAGAGCAGGAAGAUGAGCCAACACCGAAGGGUCGCAAGAAGGCAGUGGGCCGGAGAAGAUGAAUCUCCGUCAGCACCAGCAGGGGAGGCGCUUCUUGAGUUCACUCUUGUAGGAAAAGACGAUACGAACAUUAUGAACUUUUUAAACUUUUUCAUACGUUGACGCUCCAACUGUUACACAAGUUCACACUCUCGCAUUCGCCAUCAGUAUCAUCCUGCGCUGUGGGUUGUUGCAUUGUGCUGCAUUGUGCUGCCAUUUGCCACAUUAAAUAGAAAAUCUUUUAACAGAAAAACAAAAAAAUCAUUUGUAAAUAGUCUCUUAUGUCUGUUUCCUGUUCUGUUGUUGUUGUUCGUUGCUGACUGGGGGGAUGUUGUCAAGCCUUAUUUGCUUAUGUUGAUUCAAGUGCUCUGUUUGAAAGCAAUAUGUCAAAUUCCCCCUUCUGUGUUCUAUUUUAAGAGAUUAAUCUUUUUGUGAUUGUUAAUUGUGCAUUUUACACUUAAAAAACCCUUGCAUUUGUUUACAGCUCUGUAUAUUAAAGCCUUUUUUUACCAUGUAUGAAAUGUCCAAAUGUAGAGUUGAAAAUUGUAGCGUGCCUGUCAUUUUUUAGGUUAGCCUGACGUCAUGCGCAGCUGUGGUUGUCGUAGUGUGUCACUGCUGUUAAACUUGGCUUCACAUCCACCCAGUCAGACCUCUGUUGUAUCAAUAUAAUUCUCUAUAAAAACUGA